This is a messenger RNA of Acipenser ruthenus (sterlet), 5999 nucleotides long. Its product is annotated as SCL-interrupting locus protein homolog. The record is from RefSeq and is a predicted model, not a curated record. NCBI's taxonomy places the organism in Eukaryota, Metazoa, Chordata, Actinopteri, Acipenseriformes, Acipenseridae. The coding region runs from base 396 to 4391 and encodes 1331 amino acids. Gene Ontology annotation, cellular component: centriole; centrosome. The transcript has 17 exons. Gene Ontology annotation, biological process: mitotic spindle organization; centrosome duplication; smoothened signaling pathway.
UCUGAUUGGCCAGUGUAGUCGCCGAAAGAGUCUGAUUGGUCAGACCCCGCGCCAUUGAAACGAGGAAAUUGCGCCACUGUUUACAUUUGAUUCUUACCCAGAAACCACAGUCCUGGAUACACAGCUGAGAUUGGGUGUGUUCUAUGAUAUGGAAGUACUAUAUACAACAAAACAUUGCCGCGUCUAGUACCGCUCGAAACUCCUGUAGCGAGGGAAAAGAAGUUCACAGUUUGUUUUUGGGUUGUGUCUUUGUAUUAGCAAGACUCCGAACCUCGUUUGUAGGUGAUAUUGUGGGGUGGAUAUUAGCAGGCUGUUAAGCAGCGGUGAAAGCUACGGCGGGUUUGCGAGAUACACUCCCAGCCUGCAGAGGAUGCUUAGGCAAUAUUGAUUUGGAAAUGAGUGUACAGGUGAACUUAAAGAACGUUCCUUCCCACUUAAUGGAGUCUGCAUACAAUAACACUGACCACAAGAGGAGCUCCAGGUCUUCAGAAAACAUGCUAACUCCAAUCAGCUUUCCUAAAACGAAAAUUGCGUUAUGGGAUCCAGCACCAGCUGGAGAUGUGAUCAGUCUGCACCUAUCUUACUACAGAAACCCAAGAUUGCUGGUUGUGGAGAAAACCCUGCGAUUAGCCCAUCGCCAUGCUCGCCAAAGUAACAGAAAUGUCUUCUCCUGUUUCCUCCUGGGCUCAAUGGUGGUGGAUGAUGUUUGUAUUUCAGAUGAGGAAGGCGUCACAUUGACAGUGGAUCGGUUUGACCCAGGGCGUGAGAUGCCUGGAUCGCCAGGGAAGGUGCCUGCAGCCCUGCUUCCUGGAGAUUUCCUGAUUCCCUGCACAGUGAGCACACAGGGCCGUGCUUCUGGAGACACUAUUGUGCACUCUGCAGAAGACUUUCUCACUGCAUUCAAGAUGCUUCAGCAUCGCUGUUGCAGUAAAGACACCCUAGACCCUUCAAAGCUCCUGACUAUGAGAGCACAACUGACCUGUGCAGAGCACAUGGAUAACCUCAACUUCAGCCUUCACUGGGCAGCUGUUACAAUAGCCAACACUCUGGACGCCACGCCAGUCAAACCAGUUCCUAUCAUCCCUACCGCACUGGCAAGGAACCUGAGCAGCCCCAUGAACAUCGCACAGGUUCAGGGAGUCUGUAAAUUUGGAUUCCUUACCAUGGACCAAACCCGUAAACUGCUCCUGGUGCUUGAAUCGGAUCCAAAAGCUGAUACUUUGCCUCUUGUUGGGAUAUGGCUAAGUGGGAUUACCCAUAUCCACAGUCCUCAGGUCUGGGCUUGUUGCCUCCGAUACCUGUUCAGCUCAUCUCUUCAGGACAGGGUUGUGAGUGAGGGUGGCAGUUUCCUCAUUGUUCUGUACUCCCUUACACACAAGGAGCCAGAGUUCUACGAGUGUCGUCUCUGUACUGGACAGCAGGACCUGGGGUUUCAACUGCUAACCAGCACAGAAUCUCUCAACCUUUUUAAGAAUGUGAAUCCAACAGACCGACAGACAAUCCAGUUUGAACUUAGUGCAGAAAGCCAGAACCAGGAGACUGAUUUCUUUAAGGAGGUGUCGGCCCGCAUGUCUUUCACCAGUUCUCGGGUGAACUCUCCUCCCAACAAGCUGUCUGUGAGUGACCAUGACUCGGGUGUGGAUGAGGACUUCUCUCCCAGGCCGUCCCCGAGCCCACACCCUGCCAGCCAGCAGCUACGUCGGAUUCAUCCCUCAGUGCCGGAGCUCUCUAUUGUUUUUGAUAGCAGCUUCAUAGACUCCAAUAAAGCUGCUCAGUGUCCAGAAGGUUUUGGAAUCAGACCACCUCCAGUUUCAGCUCCUCAACAACACAUAAGUACUGGGUCUAUUCAAGAACUCCCCCGGGAGGCAAGGCAGCCCAGUAUUGGAUCCUGCGCUGGGUCAUCUCCAGUAAGGCGCACUCUAACUCCUGCAGACCAGCCAAUGAAGGUCUGCAAAGGCAGAGCGAGUCCUGCUCAGCAACAGCCUGUUAAUUGGAAGGGAGGUCCUCCACUCAGGAAGAGUUCUGGAUCCUCAACAUCGUCUGCAUCCUCUUCCUCCUCCUCCUCCUCCUCAUCAUCAACUCCACAGAGUGGACCGUCGCCCAACAGCUCCAUUCAUCAGCAUAAAGGGCACCUGCCUUCUGCGAGCAAGAGGGGCAUUUCCCCGUCUGGCAGACCGGGAGCCCCUGGCACUCAAAGACCUCCCUCCCCUGGAAAUCCACCAGCUAGACAUGGCCUGCCACACAGUGCACAAACACCAACCCGGAUGUCCAACUUCCACAUGCCCUUUUCGGCGCCUCAUGGUCCAAACCAGCACCCUGCUAGCUUCUGCAGCUGUAGUCAUCAUCGCGGUCGUGUGCCAUACUAUCCAGUAAACUCAUGGCAAGGUGUUCCCAACUUUGCAUCCAGUGGUAGCCCUGUUUACUGCCCGUCAGAUGCCCUGGCUCAUGAAUGCAGCUUUCCUCCCUUCCACCAAGGCAUGGGCUGCCAGUCCAAUGGUUACUGCAGCCCAGUGUGUCAAACAAGCAGUCCUGCUGGUCAGGCUUCACAUGGGGGCACAGGUUCUUCUGUACAUGAUAAUUGUGUUCUGAUGCCUGGAGCGCAGAAGACCAGUCCUUCUAAAGGGCAGUUCUGUCUCAGCCAGGCUGCCUGCGUGCCACAGCCUACCUCCCAGCCCCCUGCUGAGAACGGACUGAUGGGGUUACCUCCUGAUGCUUAUAAGGUUCUUGUGGAGCAGGACAAGAAGUUGAAAGUGCUGCAAGCCCAGAUCCAAAAGCUCUUGGAGGCUCAGAGUAACCCACCCUGCUCACACAUGUCCCCUCCACAGUCAGGGAGGCAGGUGGAGUCUGUUGCCAUGGAAACCCAGACUGCUCUGGGCGUGCAGGUGAAGAAGAGUGUCAGCAUUGCUGUGAGCACAGGAGCAAGCUUGUUUUGGAGCCCGACUGCAGGUCAGGAGGAGGUGGCGAUGCUGGAGUCCCAGGAUGAAGAAAUGGGCAUCUCUCUCACUACUGAGGAAGACACCACUCACGACAGCAUUGCUUCCUCACUGAAGUCUGUCGAUAUCCACAACUUUGCAGAGAGCACCCAGGUCAUAGCAGAGGAGUCUAUUGUUGCAUCAGAUACAGUCAGUUCUUCACCUCAGUUUUGGAAUGAGCGGGGGCCCCAGGUAACAUUCCAAACAUUCCAAAGCCCUGAACUUGGGGAAAGUGUCAGCAUGUGCAUCCAGUCAUCGCCAGUAGAGGGGGCAAAAAAGCAGGAAAAUGAGAAAGUGAAUUACCAGCCAAACAGUGAACUGCACAAUGAGCAGAAAUUUUAUCAGGACUUGCUGGGCCAGGUGAACAGCCGCUUGCAGGCCUCUUCAUCUGGAGGCGAAGAAGAGCCUGGGCAGAGACAGGCCAUGCACUCUGGGACAGGGGCCCUGGAUUCAUCUCCUGUGUCCCAAAGCAGCAGCCGGAAAAAGCAGUCAGCCCCCAGCAAGAGCGACAAUGACAAGGUCCGGAACGCCACCCUGAAACAGCUGGAACACCUUGGAGUGAAGGCUGACUGCUCUGUGAAAGGCAAUAAAACCAAGGCCAAGGUGGAGAGUGCCAGCACGCUGGCUUGUAUAUACCCCCAGGCAGUCCUCCCCAGGCUGAAUUACGUGUCCUUUGGGAACAUGGCUACGAGUGGCUUCGGCCCCAGCGGUGUGGACCUGAGCCUGGAAGCCAACGCCAUAGCCCUAAAGUACCUGAACGACUCGCAGCUAUCCCAGCUCUCCGUGAGCAGAGGGGGGCGCCAAACUGGGCAAGAAGAGUCCCUCAGCAUCAUCCUACAGCACAACACCAACACCACCACAGAGAAGAGCAUGGUGGACAUGAGCUUGAUGUCUCCCAAUAACAUGUCAUUCGCUACCAGGAAAUACAUGAAGAGGUACGGGCUCAUUGAGUGCGAGGAUAGCAGUGAGGAGGAGGAGGGGGCCAGUGAGAGCCAGAUCGAGACCACCGUGGUGUCUGUGUCUAACAGCUACAGGAAGGACUACGUUGAAAGGGGCGCUGAAAGACAGCAAGAGUUGCUCCAGCAGCAGCCGCACCACAGUAGUGGUGCAAGGGUGUGCAACGACUGGGAAGGGAACAUCUUGAAAAACAUUACCAAUGAGAUGCCCUCCCAGCAGCAGCAGCAGCAGCUCUCAGACCAGGAUUCCCAGCAGAUGCUCAGGGACCUGAAACCCAAAAUGAAGCUCUUGGCAGGGGUUACCCACAUCUCUCAGGACCCUGACAAGGAAAACGGCAUGCAGUUUUUCCCUGACAAGCUCCUACAUGACUCCCCUGUAACACAGAAGCAUAUGGAGAGCCAGGGAUCUGUGGGAAACUUUUUAGAUGUCAACAGGCUGCGGCAGCUUCCCAAACUCUUCUGAGUUUUAUAAAUGGGGAGGACUAUAAAGACUUCUAUUAUAUCUGGAUUAAACCAGGCUGGCAGCUUUUUAGGAAUAAUGUUUACAAAACUUUUGUGUCAAAAAGGAUUGUUACAAUGACAUUUUUGGAUGACCAGAAAGCUUUUAUCUAUCUCUUACUUGAAUUAUCCCAUUUUAUCCAUUCAACGCGAACAGUAUCUCCGUGUUUUAACCAAUCCUUCAAAAAUGUUUUCAUUUUUCUAGGAAAAUAUGAUGAACUUCAGUAAGGAUUCCUAGCAUUGACACAAUCUCUGUUUCUCAAAGUUUCAUUCCCCGUCAUAUUAUAUAUUGGCAAUAUGGGGCUACAAAAAAGGAUACACACUAUUACCUUUUUGAAAACUGAUGGGAGUAGUUGUUCUCUUUUCAUAUUAUGGAUAUACAAUACGUUUUAGAAACCAAGAAAAAAAUAAUGCUUGAAUGCUAAAUAUACAUAAGUAGCCUGAAUUUGAUUGAAAUUGAAGCUUUUGAACUUGCCUUAAAAGUAUCCAACAUAUACACAUUCUGUACUUGGCAUUCUAAUAGACACAUUUAGAUACAUAUGUAUUGCUGUGUCCAAUCUGCCGUAGUAUUUUUAUUUGCUCAAAAUUACUACCUUGAAAAACUAGCUGUGAUUCAAAAUCUGCCCUGUAGAUUUUUCCCAGGUUCUUGAGCCUCCUGUUACUUAAUUUUUCGAGAACAUCCACACUUUGAAUAGCAUCUGUUGUGUAGAAAAUAAUAUUCAUAAUAAUCAUCCCACUGGGAAUAGCAAUUUUGCAAUCUGAUCUUGACUUUAAGGUUAGAAUCAAUUUAACAGUUUGGGGAUAUUCCAGACAAAACAAACAUCAUGCAUUUAUUUCCCUACACACUUUGGAGUUGUUUACUGCACUUAAAGAAUCUGUCUAGAUCUAGGAACCAUGCAUAAAUAUGGUUUGUAGUUUUAAAAAAGAAAAAAGUGAUUUGAAUGUCUUAAUUUAUUUGACAACUCCUUCCCUUUUUUUUUUUUUUUUUUAUAAGAGUAACUUGACCUAUUUCCCUGAAUGAAUGGUGCUAUGGAUUACAAACUCUGGUUCUCUCAUUCCUGUAGCAACAGUACUGUUUAUACAAGCCAAGUCCUACUAAUUAGAAAUGUAUGCAUGUUGAGUUAUUGGUCCAAUCCUCUGAAAUGUGCCUUAACCUCUGUUCCUUUCCAUGUUUGUGUGUGGGUUUUAGUGUGACGUGUGUGUCUUUUGAUUUGCACUUUUAGAAUUGUUUGCAGUCCAGUGUUUUGCUUAUAUCAGACCCUCCCAUGUUGGUACGCUCCACCUGUGGGUUGUAUAUUAGACUUUAAACAGAACUGCUGUGACUGCCUUCUGUACAUUCACAUUCCCCGCUAAUCUGAGAGCCCCGUAGCUUUUAUAACCGCUCUGUUCCAGUUCAGUGAACCAAAAUCAGUGUUAUACAUUCCUUUGUUAAUUUCAGUUAUUUUAAAAAAUAUCUCAGGAGUGUUUGGGGUUAUUAAACACAAUUCACCUGGUUUGCCUGUUUGUGUGUUUUGUAUUUAUUAAUAUUUUAUAUUUUUACAAGUUUUUAAAUAAAGAGUAAUUUGAUUAACCA